Eutrema salsugineum is the source of this 1163-nucleotide messenger RNA. RefSeq lists its product as uncharacterized. The coding region runs from base 70 to 936 and encodes 288 amino acids. The record is from RefSeq and is a predicted model, not a curated record. Lineage: Eukaryota; Viridiplantae; Streptophyta; Magnoliopsida; Brassicales; Brassicaceae. The transcript has 3 exons. Gene Ontology annotation, molecular function: 2 iron, 2 sulfur cluster binding; nitrite reductase [NAD(P)H] activity.
CUUGUCUCUCUCCUUUGUGUGGACAAAUGCAUUUCCUCUUCUCUCUUCCGCUCUCUCUCACUCUCGUCCAUGGCGACCACCGCAUCUACGUCUCUCCCACGUAAUUACUCCUUCACUCCUCCUCGUCCUCCUCCCUCUUUCACCCGCGGUCCGUCGCUGGCUAGAUCUCUGCCGCGCUAUCUCCGCCGCGACCGCCGGCUGGCUCUCACUUACCACCGGUUGGACCAGAGUUCGAAGCAGAGGAGUGGUGGACACGUCAGAUGCGAGGCGACGGAGGUAUCUUCUUCGUCUAUUACCUCGCCUGGAAGGAACUGGGUGCCGGUUGUGCCGUUAUCGGCGCUUCCGAAAGGUGAACGGAGAGUGAUUAUUCAAGACGAUGAGACGAUAUUGCUGCUUUGGUACAAGAACGAUGUGUUUGCAAUUGAGAAUCGUUCUCCUGCGGAAGGAGCUUACAGUGAGGGACUUCUCAACGCUAAGCUAACUCAGGAUGGUUGCAUCGUGUGCCCAUCGACAGAUAGUACAUUUGAUCUUAGAACUGGAGAAAUCCGGGAAUGGUACCCAAAAAACCCGGUUCUCAGAGUCUUGACACCUGCACUGAGAAAACUAUUUGUAUACCCUGUCAAAUUUGAUGAAGAAAACAUCUACAUCAGCAUAAGAGACAGCGGGAAAGCUGAAGCAGCUGCGGAGAUCGUCUUCAGUGGAAAAGCUCAGCCUGGACUCACAGCAACAAAUGUCAAUGUCGACGAGGUGAGAAUGGUGGUGGACGAGGGUUCUCAAGGAUUUGGUUUCUCAAGGAAGAACGAAGUGAUAAACGGGAAAGCGGCAGUGAUAGGGUUCUUGCUGCUGUUAGAUUUUGAGCUAUUGACAGGUAAAGGUCUGUUGAAGGGGACAGGUUUCUUGGACUUCCUUUACUCUGCUUCAGAUGCUUUCAAGUAGAGCUAUAUCUUUCGUCUGGUUUUGCUUACUUCCUUGUGGAAGCAUUACCCAACAAAUGGAGAAACAAACAUACAGUACUUUAGUGACAACUCACACCAUGUCUUAGUAUAUGAAUCACAUAUAUAGAGAUGUUCUGCUUUGUCCUUGUUUGCGUUUUAUACCCUCUUUGUAUGAAAUAUUCUUUGUUCUCCGUGAGUGAUAAUUAUGAUCUUCAAGCUUUUCAGUAA